CUUUGUUCGCCACCCUCUCCUUCCUCUCAGCCACGUGAGCCUCACCACUGCCUCCAGGGAUGUGUGAUAACGGAGAUCCCGAGGAUAAACCUCCCGCCCCCCCGGUCAGGAUGAGCAGCACCAUCUUCAGCACCGGCUGGGGAAAAGACUCGCUCUCAGCCAUUCACAGCUCCAAACCUCUGCUGUCUGUGCCCGAGGAGAGGAAACCUCGCAACAAGAUCAUCUCAAUCUUCUCCGGGGCAGAAAAAGGUGGUAGAAAGAAAGAUCGAGACAAAGAACGACCAGAGAUCUCGCCACCAUCAGACUUUGAACACACCAUACAUGUUGGCUUCGAUGCUGUCACAGGAGAGUUCACUGGAAUGCCGGAGCAAUGGGCUCGACUACUGCAGACCUCAAACAUCACCAAGUCUGAGCAGAAGAAGAACCCACAGGCUGUGCUUGACGUUCUCAAGUUCUGUGGCUCAACGGGCAAUGGCCGCCAGAAGUACCUCAGCUUCUCCUCUUCAGAAAAAGACGGGCCUCAGUCUCCGGUGAAAAAAGGAACUGAACCUUCUUCUCCAAACAUCAAAGACAUUGAUGCUGAAGACGACGAUGAUGAAGCUCCGCCCCCCAUAGUUGCUCCAAGACCAGAACACACAAAGAGUGUGUACACUCGCUCUGUCAUCGACCCGAUACCUGCACCGAGCGCCGCCGUGGACGGGGAUGUCGCCUCGAAGGCUGCAGACAGACAGAAGAAGAAGGGCAAGAUGUCGGACGAGGAGAUCAUGGACAAACUGAGAACCAUCGUCAGCAUCGGAGAUCCCAAGAAGAAAUACACCAGAUAUGAAAAGAUUGGCCAGGGGGCAUCAGGGACAGUUUUCACAGCCAUCGAUGUUGCUACAGGACAAGAGGUGGCGAUAAAACAGAUCAACCUUCAGAAGCAACCAAAGAAGGAGCUGAUCAUCAACGAGAUUCUGGUGAUGAAGGAGCUGAAGAACCCCAACAUCGUCAACUUUUUAGACAGGUGA
Molecule: messenger RNA, 1007 nt
Organism: Cheilinus undulatus (humphead wrasse)
Lineage: Eukaryota; Metazoa; Chordata; Actinopteri; Labriformes; Labridae
Product: serine/threonine-protein kinase PAK 2-like
Exons: 9
Coding region: 60-1007 (315 amino acids)
Biological process (GO): regulation of axonogenesis; intracellular signal transduction; regulation of MAPK cascade
Cellular component (GO): cytoplasm
Molecular function (GO): ATP binding; protein serine/threonine kinase activity
Source: RefSeq, a predicted model, not a curated record